AUGUACUAUUAUGUCGUCUAUGUAAAGACUUGUAGUUCCAACACAUCCGCAUUUGUCGGACCUGAGGAGACGUAUCAUCAAGCACGAGCAAUUGACUGUCGGGCUUAUCAUAAUCGCAGAGCCAGGAUCUGUGAUGUCUUUUUAAAGGGCGGCUGCGCCCUUGGUUGUCGCUGGCCCGGCGGAAAUAAGGGCUACAUCUGCCUUGUCCGUAUCCCAAACUAUACCGGUAAUCAACCCCACAACGAGUUCAUGAAGCAUUCAUUACUUCCAACCUCGCAAGAAUCCCACGAUCCAGAACAGCAAACCCCAACACCUAUUCAGGCUAUCCAGGGACAAGUUGAAUCUCUCUUCUACCAUCCCGAUUCGACAUUUUCACCAAACCUCAUGGCCAACCACCAAGUCGUCAUCGUAACCGGCUCGAAUCGAGGCAUAGGCAAAGGAAUCGUCUCACUCCUUGCCCAGCAAAACUUCCCACAGCCCCUGAUAAUCUACGCCACCUCGCGGAGUGGCGCUGAAUCCAACCCCCAACCCUCCAACCACAACCAAAUCAUCCACGCUCAACUCGACAUCACCUCCACCACAUCAAUCGCCUCCCUCUUCGCCCUCCUCCACACCAACAACCAUAACCCCUCCAUCCUAAUCAACAACGCCGCAAUCUCAAACGACUACCGCGAGAACCCCCAAUUCGCCGCAGAAACAAUCUCCACAAACUAUCUCGGCACGAGGAAUAUGUGUCUUGCUUUUCUCUCCCAACCAAACCUCGGACCUAAUCCGCGCAUCGUCAAUUUAUCAAGUGGCUAUAAUGCACUCAGCACCUACCCGCCACCCCUCCAAGCCCAAUUCCGCUCCGCAUCCUGCAUCGCCGACGUCGACACACUAUCGCAGUCCUACCUCUCCAGUCUGACCCCCGCCUCCCCGGCCCAAGAAACAGCACAGUGGGUCGCAACACGUAGUUACAAAGUCAGCAAAGCGCUCAUCAACGCACUGACAAUCGUCUUGGCAAAUACAUACCCGGACGUCCUGGUGAAUUGCUGUUGCCCUGGGUGGGUGGAUACGCAGAUGGGGCGGCAGGGGACUGGGACGCCGCCGAAGACGGUGGAGGAGGGGGCGCGGACGGCGGUGCGGUGUGUGGUGGGGGAUUUGGGGGAGAGUGGGGAUGGGGAUGGGGGGUUGGGGCGGGAGACGGAGAGGCUGAGUGGGAUAUUUUUUGAGAAUGAGGGGAUUAUGAGUAAGGGGUGGGGGAGGGGGAAGGUGUGGUUGGAUACUUGCUCUGCAGUUCCCGUGGCAAAGUUUGUAGAUGUCGCGAUUUUUGUUGUCUGGGAUGUAUAG
Messenger RNA from Plenodomus lingam JN3, 1329 nucleotides. RefSeq lists its product as uncharacterized. Gene Ontology annotation, molecular function: oxidoreductase activity. Lineage: Eukaryota; Fungi; Ascomycota; Dothideomycetes; Pleosporales; Leptosphaeriaceae. The record is from RefSeq and is a predicted model, not a curated record.